Hemibagrus wyckioides is the source of this 9892-nucleotide messenger RNA. RefSeq names its product RAN binding protein 2 (gene ranbp2). Gene Ontology annotation, biological process: NLS-bearing protein import into nucleus; protein peptidyl-prolyl isomerization; protein folding. The record is from RefSeq and is a predicted model, not a curated record. Gene Ontology annotation, cellular component: nuclear pore; cytoplasm. The transcript is spliced from 29 exons. Gene Ontology annotation, molecular function: peptidyl-prolyl cis-trans isomerase activity; protein binding; GTPase activator activity. Lineage: Eukaryota; Metazoa; Chordata; Actinopteri; Siluriformes; Bagridae. Bases 144 to 9287 code for a protein of 3047 amino acids.
CGAAUCUCGCGAUAACUGGCCCUCUGUGACGCGCCUGGCGCUAGGGGCUUGUAGUAAAUGUGAAAGUUAAUGUUGAUCUGUAGAAUAAGUGCUGGACUGAUAUUAGCAGACGUUUAUAACACGGUGGCGGUUCUUUCGCAGCCAUGAGGCGAAGUAAGGCGGACGUGGAGCGCUACAUUUCUUCAGUCGAGAGUCUCUCUCCUUCUCAAAAAGAGAAACCAACGAAGGGAUUUUUAUUUGCCAAAUUAUAUUUUGAAGCCAAGGAGUAUGAACUUGCUAAAAGACAUGUAUCAGCGUAUUUAACAGUUCAGGUCAGAGACCCCAAAGCUCAUCGAUUCCUUGGUCAACUUUAUGAACUAGAUGGUGAAAUUGAAAAAGCUGUUGGUUGUUACAAGCGCUCGGUGGAUCUGAACCCAGCCCAGCGUGACCUGGUUCUGAAAAUAGCUGAGCUGCUGUGCAGUAAGCCGGAGUUUGACAGCAGGGCAGAAUUCUGGGUCGAGAAGGCGGCAAAACUUUUGCCUGGUCACCCUGCGGUCUUUGACCUAAAGGAGAAAUUGCUGAGCGCACAGGGGCAGAAAGGCUGGAAUCAGCUUUUUGAUCUACUGCAGUCUGAGCUCCAGCUGCGCCCUUCUGAUGCCCACGUUAACCGGAGACUGGUGCAGCUCUACUGCCUGGAUGGACGUUUGGAAGAAGCGGCUAAGCACUGUCUAGCUGUGGAAAGUGCUGGUGUCUUAAGACACAGUCUAGACUGGUACACCACUGUUGUCCACACUCUUAAGGAAUAUGUGACUCAACCCAGUGUGUCUUCUAAUGAGAAGACCUAUCGCAAGUUCCAAAAGGAGCUCUUACUGGCUCACAGUAAUCUGCUGAGGCUUACACUUUCUGAAAAAGAUUGCAAGGAAGGUGUGACUGCACUUCAGAUUUUUGACCAAGCUAUGCAGUCUUUAAAGAACACUGCAACAAAAGCUAUGGAUGAGCUCCUGGAGGUGUUCACAGAAAUGAGAGCUCAUCUGUAUCUUUAUGCUGGAACCCUGCUGCUGAAAAUGGCUGUGGAAAAAGAACAGCAGUGGCGAGCUGUCGUUGAUUUAGCAGCCCUCUGUUAUCUUCUGGCUUAUCAGGUUCCAAGACCAAAGAUAAAGCCUGAGAAAGGUGAACGUGCAUCACUGAAACCUCUAGAGUCUUUAGCUUGUUAUCGUCAAAGCCAAGCAGGUCACAUGCUGCUGAAUCUGAAGCAGGAGUUGGAGCCAUUUUUGAAGGAGGUGGUGGAGGUGUUCGGGAACAGAAGCGGACACGACACCCUGUUUGAGAGACUUUUCAGUACACAAUCCCCUGUGGAUCUCUCGUUCAUUGGCAAUGACAACAUCUCCUCCAUCAGCACACAGUCACCGGACAUACAAGAGCUGGCGAAGUGGGACUGUGGUUCCAUCUUGCACUGUGGGGAUUUACAACACCUAACAUGGCUUGGAUUGCAGUGGUCAAUGAUGGGCCAGAAACCUGCAGUGAAAGACUGGCUCAAGCAAAUCUUUCCUCGUCUCACUCUGGAGACUUUCAAACUGGACACCAACACUCCAGAGUCAAUCUGUCUGCUUGACCUUGAGGUGUUUCUGUGUGGUGUGGUGUUCACAAGUCACACUCAACUGCAAGAAAUGGCAAAGAUUUCUGCGUCUUCACAGCUGCAUGAGCCAAGAUGUUUACCAUUGCAGCUUAUGAAACUCUUGUCUUCAGAGAGACAGCGAGAGUGGUGGGAUGCAGUCUACAGCCUCAUUUAUAAAAAAGCAAUACCCAAUACAUCUGCCAAACUGCGAAUGAUUGUCCAACAUGGUCUGAGCACACUGCGAGCAAGAGAGAAGCAUGGUCUUCAGCCUGCACUGCUCAUCCACUGGGCCCAACAUCUUAGUGUAAUGGGUGAUGGUGUGAACUCCUACUAUGACCAAAAAGAAUAUCUGUCCCGUAGUGUGCAUUACUGGAAUGUCGUACUCCCCUUGCUCGAGAAAAUUGAAAAGAGACGCAGAAUUCCUGAACCUCUUGAUCCGUUAUUCAUGCAUUUUACUAGUAAGGACAUACAGGUUUCUGAAAUUAAAAGCUAUGAAGAGGGGGCUAUGAUUGCAUUCGCUACUCUUCUUGACAUUGAAGGCAAAACAGAUCAGGCGAUCUUGAAGCUUGAGAAGCUCAACUGCAUCUCUUCCUACUGGCAUCUUGCUCGGAUCUAUCAGAGACUUUCUGAAGAGGCAGGAAAUGGAAUUGAGGAAACGCAAGACAUGUGCAUCAACUUUCUCCAGCAGUUUAAGAAGUACUUGUCAAAGGUCUACCAUGCCAGUGCAGAUGACAUGGAGAAGCUGCCUGUGUCACUAGAGGAAAUUAUGGACUUGCUCAAUGAUGUCAAUCAGCAGCUUGGAGAGUGUGGAGAUGCUGUGGAUGGAAUUGAUGAAAGACUUCCAAUGACUUCAAGCCCACGAUCACGAAGAGAACCUGCUGUGGCUGCUUCUAAUAAAUUCUCAAUGUCCUCUCCAGCCAAAAGUGUACUCUCCCCCUCUAAGAGAUCAGUGUUUUCUCCCAAAACUCCACCUCACUGGGCGGAGGAUCAGAAGUCACUUUUGCAGAUGCUCUGUCAACAAGUCGAGGCCUUGAAGAAUGAGGUUCAUGAUCUGAGGCACACUUCAUCGAGUUCAGAGUCCCCAUUUCAUCGAGUGUAUGAAGGGAAUUACACAGCGGAGGCGUUUCAGGAGCCCUUUUCAACGGCACAGUCAUUUCACGGAGUGCCACUUACUGUUGCCACUACAGGGCCUUCAGUAUACUACAACCAAUCCCCAGCAUAUAAUUCACAGUAUCUUCUUCGCACUGCUGCUAAUGUAACACCAUCCAAGGCCCCUGUCUAUGCAAUGAAUCGUCUCCCUCAGCCACAUAUGUAUGCCUACCAGCAGCCAACACACACACCACCUCCUCAAACAGCAGCAUGCAUGUACCCUCAAGAUCAGGUUUUUGGUACCCCGCUUAGGUUUGAGUCGCCAGCUACAAGCUUGCUGUCCCCAUACAAUGAAGAAUACAGCAGUCAUAAUGUUUCUCAACCAUCUACCAAUCCGUCGUUGCCAGAGCCUGGGUACUUCACUAAGCCACCUGUAAUACCUGCUCAGUCCUGUAAGAGCGGUGAAGGCAAGUCAGUGGACUUAAAGAUGAACUUUGGUCCGCAAAUUACAGCUGAAACUUCUAAGGUUGGCCCUGGAGCUGCCUCCCAAACUCCAGCAGCAGCUGCUUUCAAGUUCAAUUCGAAUUUCAAAUCUAAUGAUGGUGACUUUACUUUCUCAUCUGCAGAGGUGAAAAGAAGUGAAAGCCUUUUGGGACUUCUAACCUCAGAUAUUCCUCCCCGAACCGAAGGCCAUUCAGCCCUACUGUCUCAGUCGCAAGACCCAGCAUCAAGUCAUUCUGAGGUCUUUACUUUUAGGAGUAAAAAUGGUUUUACAUUUGUUGAUGGGGCACAGGGUAAAACAACUGGAAAAUCUGACCAAGCAUUUGACUUGGCAAAUGUGAGCAAGCCAGUGACUCAGGAGGAAAGUGAUGAGAAAUGUGUCGAAAGCGAUGACAGUACCCAUGUUGAAGAGGAUGAGGAUGGUCCCCAUUUUGAACCCAUUGUUCCUCUGCCCAAUAAAAUUGAUGUAAAAACUGGGGAGGAGGAAGAAGAAGAAAUGUUCUGCAACAGAGCAAAACUCUUCCGCUUUGAGACAGAAACAAAAGAAUGGAAAGAAAGAGGCAUUGGUUCUAUCAAAAUCCUGAAGCACAAAACAUCAGGUAAAUAUCGAUUGUUGAUGAGGAGAGAACAAGUUCUGAAAAUAUGUGCAAAUCACUACAUCACUGCAGACAUGGUUCUGAAACCAAAUGCUGGGUCCGAUAAAUCAUGGGUGUGGCAUGCUAUGGACUAUGCUGAUGAAAUGCCAAAGACUGAACAACUGGCUAUUCGCUUUAAGACUGCAGAUGAAGCAGCAUUAUUCAAACAAAGAUUUGAGGAAGCUCAGAGAGCUAUACUUAAACAUCCAAAAAUUCAAAGUCAAAUGAAGGAACAUGACUCCAAGCCUUCUGUCUUUGAGGACUCUAGAAAAAAAGUUGAUCUGAAAACCCUUUUUGCAAAGAAGGAAGGUGAAUGGGAUUGCAAUGUCUGCUGUAUAAGAAAUAACGCUUCAUCUAAAGAAUGUGUUGCUUGUAGCAAUCCUAAUCCUUCUGUUGAUUCAAAAUCUCAAAGUAAAUCAGCUGAAGGAUUUAAAAGUACUGCUGCUCCCCAAGCAGGACCGUUUCAGUUUGGACUUAGUUCUAAGGAUGACAGUGAUGGUGCCAGCUUCAAGGCAUUUGGACCGCAGAGUCUCUUUUCCUUUAAAUUUGAAACACAGCCAACUGUUACUCCGUCCAGCCAGGGUGACACAAAGUCUGGUCAUUUAGAAGCUUCAGCCGAUCGUCCUAUGUCUGUGCAGAGUUCAGAUUCCGCUGUCCAGAAACCUAGUAGCUCUACCGGUGUUCAAGGAUUUUCAUUUAGUCCUGAAUGGAGUGCUCAGUUUGGUAUGAAACCAGGACAGUGGAAUUGUUCCACAUGUGCAGUGAGGAAUGAGGCUUCCACAAGCAUUUGUGUUGCAUGUCAAACCUUAAAUCCGAAAAACACGGCUGCUCCAGAAUCUACCACUCUGUCUAUGGCUUUUCCAAGUAAAUUAAAGGAAAGUGAUUCGAACAAAAAUGCUGAUCUGAAAACCCUUUUUGCAAAGAAGGAAGGUGAAUGGGAUUGUAACGUCUGCUGUGUAAGAAAUAAGUCCUCAUCUAAAGAAUGUGUUGCUUGUAGCAGUCCCAAUCCUUGUGGUGAUUCAAAACCUGCAAUGAAACCAGCCGAGGGAUUGAAAAAUACUGCUGCUCCCCAAGCAGGACCCUUUAAAUUUGGACUUGUUGAAAGUGCUAAGGAUGCUAGCUUCAAGGGAUUUGAAUCCCAAAUUCCCUUCUCCUUUAAAUUUGAAAGUCAAGGUGAUUCAAAAUCUCAGCAAAGUUCAAAUUUCUCUAACCAAAAACUGAACAGCUCUUCAAGUAUUCCAAGUUUUCCCUUUGGGCCCAAACAGUCUGUUAGCUCUGUCAGCUCAUUUACCUCUGAACUUGAUAAGUUUGCCAAAAAAGUGGGUCCGUGGGAUUGUGAUACCUGUUUGGUCAGGAAUGAGCCAGCUGCAACAAACUGUGUUUCUUGUAAAGCACCAUGUAGCAGCAGAAAUAAUGAAGCACAGUGGAUUUGUGAUGCCUGUCUUGUCAAAAAUGAAGGCACAUCUGGUCAUUGUGUGUCCUGCCAGAAACCUAAUCCAAAUGUAGACACCACUAAGGUCACAGUAGCAGCAGCACCCUCCUCAUUUAAGUUUGGUACUGACCAUCAGGCUAACCAUCCUGCAAGUACAGGGGUUACGUUAGUUGAAAAGUCUUCAAGCAGUUCAAAAUUCUCUUUUUCAGUGCCACCAGAGUUAACUAGUGAAUUCAAAUUUGGUCUAAAGGGACCUGAAUCAAAACCAUCUGACAGUGCAUCUGCUGCAUUCCUACUGAAAAACAUUGCCGAACAACACAGAGAAAAAGAAAAAGAUGUAUCCUCAUCUGUCAAGUCAUUGAGUAAUGACUGCCCACUGAUUACAGGAAAGCAGAAUGCAUUCAGUUUUGCAGACUUGGCAGAGUCUUCACAUGGUACCUUUCAAUUUGGCCAGAAGGAUCCUAGUUUUAAAGGCUUUGAAGGAGCUGGAGAGCAACUUUUUACCUCAUUUCUGCAAAACCAAAAAGCAGAAACCUCUGUUGAUCAUGAAGAGGAAGAUAUGUAUAAAACUGAAGAAAAUGACGAUAUUCAGUUUGAACCUGUGGUUAAGAUGCCUGAGAAAGUUGACCUUGUUACGGGGGAAGAGGAUGAGGAAUGUCUGUACACAGUACGUGUUAAGCUUUUCAGGUUCGAUAAUGAAACUCAUCAGUGGAAAGAACGAGGGGUCGGAAACCUAAAAUUUCUUAAAAAUAAUCAAAAUGGAAGGCUUCGAGUUCUAAUGAGGCGAGAGCAAGUGCUGAAGGUGUGUGCUAAUCACUGGAUCACUACUACAAUGAACUUGAAGCCCCUUUCUGGCUCGGAUCGUGCCUGGGUAUGGUUAGCAAAUGACUCUUCAGAUGGAGAUCCCAAGUUGGAACAGUUGGCUGCUAAGUUUAAAACCCCAGAACUUGCAGAAGAGUUUAAGCGAAAGUUUGAGGAGUAUCAACGGCUCCUUUUGGACAUUCCUUUACAGACUCCUCAUAAGCUGACUAAUUCAGACCGAACAGCAAAUCUCAUACAGAAAGCCGAGGAAAUGAAAUAUGGUCUUAUGGACCUCAAAUCAUUCUUGACUUAUGACGGAACGAAAGGCAAGAAUGAGGAAAGCAGUGUUACAACAGCAAACAAUAGCUCAGCACUCAAACCCACCUUGGAAUGGGAUAAUUAUGAUUUGCAAGAUGAUGUUCAUGAUGACAGUGCUGACACGUCUAUAUAUGCUUCUCCACUAGCAAGCAGCCCGUUGCAAAAAAAUUUGUUCCGUUUCGGAGAACCAUCUACUAGGUUUAGUUUCAGCUUCCAGCCUAUUCCUAGUCCAUCGAAAUCCCCAGCUAAGCUGAAUCAAAGUGUGGCAUCUGUGGGAACGGACGAUGAACAAGAAGUCAGUCAAGAAGAGGAAAGAGAUGGCCAGUACUUUGAACCAGUCGUACCAAUGCCUGACGUGGUUGAGCUUUUAAAUGGAGAAGAGAAUGAGCAGGUAGUGUUCAGUCACCGAGCAAAGCUGUAUCGCUAUGAUAAAGAGCUCAGCCAGUGGAAAGAAAGGGGAAUAGGGGACAUCAAAAUUUUGCAAAACUUUGAUACAAAGCGCACCAGGCUUGUGAUGAGACGUGACCAGGUUCUUAAAUUAUGUGCCAACCACUGGAUAACCUCAGAUAUGAAACUUGAUCUGAUGAAAGGAACAGAAAAGGCAUGGAUCUGGAGUGCUUUUGACUUUGCUGAAGGAGAAGGAAAAGUUGAACAGUUGGCUGUGCGCUUUAAAUUGACAGAGACUGCAAAUUCUUUUAAAGAAUUUUUUGAGCAAGCCAAAGAUGCCCAGGAAAAGCAAGUCCUUCUUGUGCCUGCUUCUCCUAGAGAAAUCUUGACCUCCCCCAGGUCCCAGUGUGGUAAAGCUGCAAUUGCGGUGCUUGAAGAAACGACUACAGAAAAGACUGAACAACCUUCUGAAAGCAGUAAUGAACCUACAGUGUCUCUCAGUCCACACAGCACGGCGAAAACAGUGGUCUCUCCCCCCAAGUUUGUCUUUGGGACAGAUUCUGUGCAGAAAAUAUUUGGAAGCCCAGUGUCCUCUAAACAGAUGCCUAGUCCAGCUGCAAGUCCUGAGGAUCAGGCAUCAGGCAGUGCUUCAAGCUCCAGAGCAGCUGAAAGACAGACAGUAACUCCAUUCAAAUUGCCAGAAAGAGGCUUGGAUUUUAGGCUUUUUAAAGAUAACCCUAUGGCUUUUUGGGCGUGUACAUCAGCUACCCAGUUUGAACCUCAAGUUUCUUCUAAGACCCAUGAGGAUGUAAGGAGUGCUGCCGACAGUGGUGACUCUGAUAUUGAAAUUGUGUUUGAACAACAGCCAACUAAGGAGCAGGCAGAACUCGCACGAAAGCUAAUGCUGCCCCCAACCUUUUUUAUGUACAAAAAUAAACCAGGAUAUGUGAGUGAUGAUAGCGAUGAUGAAGAUUAUGAGACGGCUGUAAGAAAUCUGAAGGGAAAUCUGUAUCCUGAUUCUGCCACACCCGGCCCUGCUCAAGCUAGUAGAGAUGCAGAGGAGUGUGUGCUUGUGUGGGAGAAAAAACCAACACUGGAGGAGGAGAGAAAGGCCAAGAGUCUUCAGCUGCCUCUUACCUUCUUCUGUGAUGGUAGUGCUGAUGUAGACUCUGAGCCUGACAGGCCAGAGGACUUUGGAACAGAGCUACAAAAGGUCCAGCAAGCUCAGAGUGAAGCAAGGGAAAGAGAAAUCGGGCAAGAGAAAACCAGCGAGAUCUGCUCUGAACAGCCCGAUACAGCUGAUAAUGGUCGUCCCAUUGACCUGUCUACAAAGAUCCAGGACACUGAAACGCUAACCGACUCAAAUACCACUCAAGACGCCCAUUCAGCUUUCAGAUUUGAUUCUCAAAGUACAUUUACAUUUGCAGACUUGGCAAAGAAUUCUGGGGAAUUUGUCUUUGGAAAAAAAGACUCCAAUUUCUCCUGGGCCAAUGCUGGGACACCACUCUUUAGCACCACUGCAACAGCUCCUCAAAAUGAGGAAGAUGAUGAGAGAAGCGACGAAGAUGUUUCUAACAAUGACAUUCAUUUUGAGCCCAUUGUUUCAUUACCUGAGGUGGAGGUGAAGUCUGGUGAAGAAGAGGAGGAAAUUCUUUUCAAGCAGAGGGCAAAACUGUACAGAUUCGAUCGUGAUUUGAGCCAAUGGAAAGAGCGUGGAGUUGGUGAUCUGAAGAUCCUCUUCCACCCAGUGAAAAAGUACUACCGUGUCCUGAUGAGGCGUGAACAGGUUUUAAAAGUUUGCGCUAACCACACCAUCACCGCGGAUAUCGAGCUAAAACCCAUGAACGCCUCUGCUAACGCAAUGGUUUGGACGGCUAACGACUAUGCAGAGGGUAAUGCCAAGGUGGAGCAGCUUGCUGCCAAGUUUAAGACACCUGAAGUCGCAGAAUCCUUCAGAAAAACCUUUACAGAUUGUCAAAGGUGCAUAUCCCAAGUGGACACAGCCCAGUCUUCUAAAGUCAAGGAACAUUCUAAAGCAGGCAACCCAGUAGUAUAUCUCACUAUAGCUGCUGACAAUGAGCUAAUCGGCAAGAUCACAAUAGAGCUUUUUGCCAACAUCGUCCCAAGAACUGCAGAAAAUUUCAGAGCUUUGUGCACUGGAGAGAAAGGAUUUGGCUACCGGAAUUCCAUAUUCCACAGGAUCAUCCCUGAUUUCAUGUGUCAGGGUGGUGAUAUUACUAAUCAUGAUGGUACGGGGGGAAAGAGUAUCUACGGUGACAAGUUUGAGGACGAGAGCUUUGAGUUUCUACAUACAGUACCAGGUAUAUUGUCCAUGGCCAAUCGUGGCAAAAACACAAACAACUCUCAGUUUUUCAUCACGUUAAAAAAAACUGAGCAUUUGGACUACAAACAUGUUGUUUUUGGCAUCGUCAAAGACGGCAUGGACGUGGUGGAGCAAAUGGGACAGCUGGGCUCCAAGAAAGGUGAAACAAGCAAAAAGAUAACAAUUGAAGACUGUGGAGAGCUGUAGAUCUAUUCUUUAUUCUUUAAGUAUAUGGUUUUUUGUUUGUUUGUUUGUUUGUUUGUUUGUUUGUUUGUUUGUUUGUUUUUUUUGUGGAGUAAUGAAUGUCUCAUUAUUAGAAAUGUGACCAAGGCAUGACCAAAGGUCAGAAGAGUUUUGUUUUGUUUUGUUUUGUUUUGUUUUUUUUCCCCAAUACGUUAAUACAGCACUAAUGAUGGAAUAGACCUUCCUAAAGAUAUGAGAAGGGUGGUCAGGCACUUCAUACAGAGAAUAGCCAGUGACUGGAUUGAUGUGUUUUCCGAUGUGUUGGAUAGGCAUUUGUUUAAACCAGCUGUUAUGAAAAUGAUGCUAAAUGAUUAGACUUAAUAUCCUGACUUCCUGCUGUUUUUUUCCAAGCAAACUGCAGGGGAUUCAUUGGGCUGUGUGGUGAAAGCCCUAGCACUGCAGAUUUGAUUAAUUUACACAGAUGAAUUAAGCAGCAACAAAUCUGGAUAAUCUUAAACAGUACAUUUUGUGUGUUUUUACUCUGUAUAGAUUUCUGGAAAUUCGGCUUUUUACAGCAUUGUGAAUUCAACAUUUUCUGCUUUUUGCCAAUAUUAAAGGUUGAACACUGA